UUUUUGUAUUUCAGUUCAAAUUUAUUUUAUUUUAAGUAACGAUUUGUAUAUAUAGUUUUAGUUUGAGUUCCUGGAUGGAAAUAGUUUAAUAAUGCAUUCAAAGACACUGACUCUUGGCAGGUUUAUCAAAACCCUGCAGAUUUAAUAGCGUUCAUCUGAUGUGCUUUCAGUUCUGUUAUUAUCAGAGAUAUUACAAGCACGCUCGGGUUCUGUACUGUAAUAAAUACAUCAGUGAGGAGGGGUUGUUUAUUAAUGGAGCAAAUAAAGCAUCCUCAGUGCUGCAGGUGUAUUCUGUCAUAUUCAGGCAGAUAUUAUGGGAUGCGUUGAAGGCGUCGCUCGCGCGCGUGCCCGUGACGCAGAGCCGCUGAUGCGAAGGUGAUUUUCAUCAUGAGGCUCAGAUGCUGGUGUGUGAAUCACAAGAACACACGGCUCUUACACUGAGUCCCGUCUGAUGACACAUGACUGCUUCUUCCCGGAAGAAGGAAGGAAGGAAGCUGUGACGUCACGUGCCGAAAGAGCUGCUCUGAAACUGAAACCUUUAUUCUCACUUUUAAGAAUCUUAUACCUCUCUCUCUAUAUAUAUGCUUAUCAUCUCUUUAAAAAAGUAUAUUUUACAGUAUUUGCGAAUUUGUUUAAUUAGCAUAAUUCCCCAAAUUGAACAUUAAUAUAGGCCUAAAGUAAAAUAACGGGUUAAUGUCGCCAAAUUAAUCAAUCAUGAAACACUCAGUUUCAGCUCAGUUUCUGUUAGUGUCUGAUAGUGUUAGUGCAGCCAGAUCUAUAAUAUUGUAUGAAUAUUAAAUGUGUUAUAUAUUUAUAUAUAAAACUUAAAUUAAAAUGUAAAUAGAAAAAAAAAAACAAUUCAUCAACCCAACAAAAUUAUAAUUCAAAAUAUUGACAGAAUCUACUGUACAUUAAGUGCUACUAAAAUAUCUCUGAAUCAGAUUGAAUCUACUUCAUGACUCAUAUCAUAUUUCAAAAUUUUUUUUUAAUGGUGCUAAAAAUAGACUUUGUGUGUGUGUGUGUGUGUGUGUGUGUGUGUGUGUGAGAGAGAGAGAGAGAGUCUCGCCCUGUGCGCGGACGCGUCAGAUUAGACGCGUGGAUGAGCGGCGCGCUGCGGAUCGUCACUGACGGAGGAAAGCAAACGCUGAUGCGGCGAUGGGCUCUGAAUCUGAACCACACGACUGUCUGCGAGGAUGGUGUCGAGGUGUCCUCCGACGGAUGGAGAUCAGCGCAGGCUUCCGAUAUUAUUUCCAGCAUCCCUGGUCUCGUCUGCUGGUGGCGUACCUGGUCACCUUCUUCAACUUCCUGGUGUUCGCCGAGGACCCGGUGUCCCACAGCCAGACGGAGGCACACAUGAUGGUGCUGGGAAACUGCUUCUCGUUCGUGGUCAGUAAAUAUCCCGGAGGAGGAUGGAGCGUCCUCAAAGUCCUGAUGUGGAUCCUCGCCAUCAUCACGGGCCUCAUCGCCGGGAAGCUCCUGUUCCAUCGACACCUGUUCGGUCGUGUCCUGCGUCUGAAGAUGUUUCGUGAGGACCACGGCUCUUGGAUGACCAUGUUCUUCAGCACCAUUCUCUCGCUCUUCAUCUUCUCUCACAUCUAUAACCUCAUUCUGCUCAUGAGUGGACGGAUGCGGCCUCACAUGGUGACGGAGUACAUGGGCAUCAGGAACGAGAUCUUUAUGAAGAUGGUUGCUGUGGGAACAUGGAUGGGAGAUUUUGUGACGGCGUGGAUGGUAACAGACAUGAUGCUGCAGGACACUCAUUACCCGGACUGGGGCCGGACCCCCAGGCAGAUCUGGAGACAGGGACACAACCGCAUCGUUCUGUUCUGGGCGGUGCUGUUCUCUCUGACCUCUGUGGUGGUUCUGGUCAUCAGCACAGACUGGAUCAGCUGGGACAAACUGAACCGCGGCUUCCUGCCGAGCCACGAGGUCUCCAGAGCGUUCCUGGCCUCCUUCAUCCUGGUCUUUGACCUCCUCAUCAUCAUGCAGGACUGGGAGUUUCCUCACUUCAUGGGCGAUCUGGACGUGAACCUCCCAGGCCUUUCCACCACACAGCUGAAGAUCAAACUGCCCAUGAGCAAGCGCAUCUUUAAAGAAGAGUACCACAUUCACAUCACAGGGAAAUGGUUUAAUUACGGAAUCAUCUUCAUGGUCCUCAUCCUGGACCUCAACAUGUGGAAGAACCAGAUCUUCUACAAGCCCUAUGAAUACGGUCAAUACGUAGGUCCAGGAGAGAAGAUCUACACCGUAGAAGAUCCGGAGACGCUGCACAACUUCAACCGCAGCACGCUGACCUGGGAGUGGCGCUCCACCAACACUGACCCCCUCACCAACCGGACCUACAUCCAGAGAGACAUGUUCCUUCACAGCCGCUACGUGGGUGCUAGCCUGGAUGUCAAAUGCCUGGCGUUCAUCCCGAGUCUGGCGGCCUUCGUGCUCUUCGGGUUCUUCAUCUGGCUGUUCGGACGCUUCCAAGACAGUGAGACAUUCCCUGAGAACCAAGACAAGACCUACGAGCGCAUCAAGCGCAAGUCUCCGUCUGAUCUGGGAGUCACGCCGGAGGAAGUGCACAUCACCAUGAGCGAGGCCUUGAAGAGGUGCGGCACGUCCAUGCUGCUCCUGGUGGACACUCAUCAUUUCGGGUCAUCGAGCUGCUCCAUAUCACCGUGUACGAAUGAGACCCAGGAGACCCAACCCAGUGUAGCGGUUGACAACAUCGCCCAUGAGGACACAUCUGAUGUCAAAAAGCUGACCCCAUGACAUAACCAAAGGUCAAAAUGACUUCCAAAGUUGAUUGGCGUUUGAAGUCCUCGGAAAACCAUCACAGACUCUACCUUGAACUUUCUAUUUUUGUAUGAAGUGAUCUUGCACUGCGCACCAACUUUCUGAGCUCAGCCUUUUCCACAUUCCUCAAGGACAUUGGUCUAUGGUGCUGGAUGUUUGAUUAUUCAAUGUCUUUUUUUUAUGUAGACUCUUGUUUUGAUGUACUCUUGUGCCUACAUGGAUGAAAUACUGUCCUCACAGUGAACACAUGGUGUGAUGGUCAUGAAAAUACUUGUAAUGAACACCUAAAGCUGUGCCUUUAUUAACAAAAUACCUUGAAGGCGGUGCUGGGUCCAUUUACUAACAGAUUAUAGUCUGUAACUGAUUCCAAAUUACAUGACAAAAAUUGUCCUUAGUAGCUCUUUAUGAUAUUAUGAUCAUGGGCAUCGGGACGCAAGAUUCCAUCGUUUCAGCUCGUGUAGUCUAUCUUAGUGGAUGAUAAUCAAUUCCAAAUCUUUGAUGCUUUACAAUAUCAUGACAGAAAGACUAGCACGUUAAAAAAAUUCCAUCUUCCAUGAUGAGUUCCAUCAAAUUGGUGACGUUUAUCAAUGGCAGCACAGAAGCUUUUUCACACACAUUUUUUAAACAGAAUGAAACAAAAGAGAGAUGAUGGUGCUGCUUUCGUGCGGCUAUUUUUCUCAUCAUUUGUAACCCGCCGAACGCAAUAAGGACAUUGGUAAUAGAGAGUUGUUGGCAGUCAAGUAAGUCUUGGAGGAGUGUCGUCAUUGGUUGGAGGGUUUGGGGGUACCUUUUAUUGUUAGGACCGACCACAAGAAUCUUGAAUAUAUCAGAUUGGACAAACGGCUCGGUGGGCACUUUUUUUUCGGUCGAUUUGAUUUUUCCAUUUCUUACCGUCCUGGUUCUAAAACCAUCAAACCAGACGCAUUAUCCCAUAUUUUUGACCAAUCUGAACGCCCGGUAUCUCCCGAGUCCAUCGUUCCACAGAGGUGUGUGGUUUUUCAAUGCUAACUUGGGAGAUCAAAUCGAAGGUCCACACGGCCUUACAUGGGGUAGUGCCUCCGCCCGGAUGUCCACCGGGUAGAUUAUUCAUGCCAGAGAGAUUACGGUCCAACGUUAUUUGGUGGGGUCAUUUUUCCCAGUUUGGAACCUGAAUUCACAGUCCCCUCUGCUCACGAAUUCGUCAGGUGCAGGGACAUCUGAAGAACAGCCAGGGUGACUCUUAUCCAGGUGGGGUUACGCACCAAGGCCCAGGCCGAUUGCCACCGGUCGAAGCCUCCCGUCUACGUCGUUGGUCAAAAAGUGUGGCUUUCACCUACUGAUAUUCCUCUCCACUCCGUUUGUAGAAAAUUAGCUCCCAAAUUUAUUGGCCCAUUAACCGUCACCAAGAUCCUUAUUCCGGUGAGGGAACGCUGAUUCCAGUACUUGGUGGACUGGGAAGGUUACGGUCCGGAGGAGAGGAGCUGGGUUCCUGCCCGGGACAUAUUGGAUCACUCCCUUAUCGAUGACUACAAUCGACAGCUAGGACCCUCUGAGAGCGUCAGGUGAUGCUUCUGGGGGGUGGGGUAAUGUCACGGUUCGCAGAUCCGUUUGCUCAUCCUGUGUCACUGCUCUGAUUGGCUAUUGCUGACGAGCAAUCAGAUCAGCGACAGGUGUGUCUUGUUUCUGUGGGCCUACAUAUAGUCCUGUGUUUGUCUUGUCUAGUGUCAGAUCGUUUGGUACUGUUCUCUGUCAUUCUCGCUCCUUGCAGUGCCAUCUAGUCCAGUUUGUUGGAGUUGUUUGUUGUCCAGUUUGUCGUUUUGCUAGUGCUUGGAUUUACGGGUUCGAGUUAGCGUGUCGCCUUCGCAGUUCCCUGUUUCGGUUCCUGUCUUCGAGGUUAUGCCCACUGCAGUCCCUGCGCUGCCAAGGAGUGACUGCCGACCGAGAGACUUGUUCCUACCAUCGGGCCUCUUUACUCUCUUGAACAGUCAAAUAAAGACUUUAUUUAUUCGCAACUGGAUCCAGUGUUAGUUUGCCCUGACACCGACACUAUCGUGACCAACAAAAAUAUAGUCUAGUCUGAACACCACAUUAGAUUACUUUUGAUCUAACUUGUUUAUUACAUUUAAAUAGCAUA
Molecule: messenger RNA, 4897 nt
Organism: Carassius auratus (goldfish)
Lineage: Eukaryota; Metazoa; Chordata; Actinopteri; Cypriniformes; Cyprinidae
Product: transmembrane protein 117-like
Exons: 8
Coding region: 1156-2760 (534 amino acids)
Biological process (GO): intrinsic apoptotic signaling pathway in response to endoplasmic reticulum stress
Source: RefSeq, a predicted model, not a curated record